Messenger RNA from Cyprinus carpio (common carp), 1319 nucleotides. RefSeq names its product MORN repeat containing 4 (gene morn4). NCBI's taxonomy places the organism in Eukaryota, Metazoa, Chordata, Actinopteri, Cypriniformes, Cyprinidae. The record is from RefSeq and is a predicted model, not a curated record. Bases 1 to 396 code for a protein of 131 amino acids. The transcript has 4 exons.
AUGGAGUGUGUUUGCUGUGCAGGUCGGAGGCACGGUAAAGGCGAGCUGAAGUUUGCUGAUGGCACCUGUUAUAGAGGUCAUUUUGAGAAUGGCCUGUUUCACGGAUCAGGGGUGUUAAUCUUUCCCGAUGGAUCCAGGUACGAGGGUGAAUUCGCCCAGGGAAAAUUCCAAGGGGUCGGAAUCUUCAGCAGGUUUGACGGGAUGAAAUUUGAAGGAGAAUUCAAAAGUGGCCGUGUAGAAGGAUAUGGGUUGCUGACAUUUCCAGAUGGUUCCCAUGGUGCUCCGCGAAAUGAGGGAGUGUUUGAGAACAACAAGCUUUUGAAACGUGAAAAGUGUCAGGCUGUGGUGCAGAGAGCCAAGAACUCAGCAUCCACUGCCCGCGGCCUCUCUGUAUGACAAACUGACCUCAGUGAGAGCACCCCUAACUGUGGCUUUCAGAUCAGGCAGUGUCACAAGUUAAGAAGUCAAAGCUGACUGGAUCAGCGUUCAGGGGUGAUCUCUGCCUUCACCAAACGACGGAGCUCAAAAAUACGUGAGACCCAUCAGACCCUCAGGGAUGGAUGAACGUGUUUCCAUUCCACACGCCUCUGUUUCUCUCACAUUGUUGCUCUGCCUUGGUUUCUUCUGUGGCUUAAAAACAUCACAAAAUUCUGUAUGUUUGUUAUGGAGGCAUGGAUAAACUCAAGCCACCUCUGGAGGCAUUGCAGGUACAGAAGCCAGGUCAAGUGAAGAUGUUUUUUGGUAAAUACAUGAAAUUUGCCUUCGUGAGUCUGCGAUUGUAUCACUUACGUUUGACUGUAUUGUUACUAUUGUAACUGUCUGUUUGAAUCAACAUAUUCUUUAUUGCACAUUUGCCUUAGUUAUUGCAUUAAAAGUCAAUAUUGCUGGAUUAAAAUCUUGUUACUGAUAUACAACAGCGGUGAAGGAAUGUUUUCAGCAAGUUAUCUUAAUUUCUUAUUUAUUUGUUAAUUUUGUUCAUUUAAAAUGAGUACAUGUAAUUUACUAACACUUGAUAGGAUAUUAUGACUCUUUUUAGUUGUAUUUUUCUUGUACAUUUUACUAUUUGAAAUCAUUUAAAAAGUAUUGGGUCAUUGGGCAGAUAUACAUUCACUUCAGAUGUUUGAUGACUGACUUAUGUGUCUUUACUUUAAUUUCCAAACUGACUGCUAAUGGUUCACUAUUCCCAUCAUCCACAGUGUCAGACAGAAGCCUUAGUCACUAUCAUCUCAAAUAUACUGACACCAAAAAGCAUUUUGCACUGUUAUUUUUUUGAGCAGAGAAUCAAAAGCCUGACAUGAAAUAAAGGUCAGAAAACACCA